CACCCAAAACCAAAACAAAAGAACUCGUCUUAAGGAAUUUAAUAGAAAUAAGAUGACUUGUGAAGUAAAACAUUGCGGAGAAAUUCGCGAUUUUAAAAAGGUUCAGGAGUACUUUGGACUCGGACACGACGACAACUGGUUAAAUGCAAUCAACUACGCCAUAUCGCCCACUGGUGAGUUGAUUGCCUUGGCGCAGGGGGAGAAGUUGGCUUUUUUAUCCACCUGCUGGAGCAGCCAUGGGAACGCCAACAAUACCUAUGCCCUGGGAUGGUGCGGCGAGCUGGAGGACUCCAAUCAGAUCGUGACCAGCCUCACCUGUCUCCCGAUGACUCAGAGCCGACGAAGCGCCGAUGGAGCCGUGGAAUGGACGUGCGUGGCAGUGGGCCUGGUCUCGGGCCUAGUCGUUUUCUACACAGAUUCGGGAGUAAAGCUAUUUUCUCAGUGCUGCCAGGAGGAUCCGGUGAUAGGAGUCAAGCUUCAGUCGCCGCCCCGCCAUUCUGAGGGGGAUUUCCUGCUGUACAUUGUUUACCCACGCUGCCUAUGCUUCAUCCAAGGCCAGGACAUCCUGCCCACUCUCAACAACUGCCGGCACAACGUACAGCGCGGAGCCCUGGAGCGGGGCUCGUAUCCCACAGUCGAUGUGGUUCCCUUCCAGAAGUACAAGUUUAAGCAGGAGAAAGAGGCCGUGAUCAAUGACGCCGCCAUUUCGAGCACCCAGCGACCACCGACAUACGACCACAUCGUACAGCAGAGCAUUGGUCACGGGUACUUUGCCAAGGUACAUGCAACGCCGCCGAGAAGCGCCCAGGUGCUGGCUGCCGGAGCGGAGCCCUAUCUGGGCUUCUUUGACGCAGAAGAGGGAUACAAAACCAUGUCGCUGGGCGAGGUGGCCAAGGAUGUGAUUGGAAUAGCAUACAAGAACCUGCUGGGCGGCAUUUUUCGACGAGCACCCGAGCCAUUGUCUUCGCCGGAAGAGUCACCACUGCCCCUGCCCACGAAGGAGGCGCCGAUGAGGAUCCGCUGUCGUUUGUACGACGGCAAGAGGGACGGCCUGACCUUGGCUGUGGCACCCGGAGGACGGCUGGCUGUCGUCACGGACAAUCUAGACCGAGUAAUGCUGGUGGACACGCAGCAGGCCAUCAUUUUGCGCGUGUGGAAGGGCUACCGCGAUGCCCAGUGCGCCUUCGUCCCCGUCAAAGAGCGAUCUGUGCGCGGAAUCAAGACUCACAAGCGAAAGGCCUUGUUUCUAGUCAUCUACGCACCCCGUUUAGGCUGCCUGGAUAUCUGGGCCCUACAAAAUGGGCCCAAGGUGGCCGCCUUUAAUGUCUCCAAGAGCGGACAAUUGGUCUACAACAAUCACAGCGCUUUGGGAGCCGUCGCCGUGGGAGGAUCUGCUGCCGGCAGCAGUCAAUCCCGCAAGGCGCCUCCCAUCAACCACUGUCUAUUCUUGGAUCCCACCGAUGGCAGCCUGAAGGAGGUGCUCAUUCCAUUUCAUUAUGCACUCAGCGAAACCAGUUCGCAGACCUCUAGGGAUAUCCACAUGCUGCGGCGACUUAGGAAUCAGCUGAGAACCGCUAACCACGGCGAUGCCAAGCUGGAGGAGAUUGCCGAGCUGGCCAGCGAACUGCAGACCCUGGAGGUGCGCCAGCAGUGCCUGGAGAUGCUGCUCAAAAGCAAGAAGCUGCAGCCACGUGUCUUUCAGUGCAUCAUCAACUCUUUCAUCGAAAAGCCCCUGCCCGAGGCGACCACGUCCCAGGAGUUUCUGCACCAAAUCCAAAACUACAAGCGGCUGACCGAUCUCUACCUGGCCUUGAGUCAGGCCAAUCAGCGGGGCGACAACGAGCCACCGAUAGAUCAUCUGGAGCUCUCCGAUGCCGAUCUGGUGACCAUAAACAAACUGGUCUUGCUCCUGGACGAUGACAAAAAUGAGGCCAAGCCCGUCGGCGCCACUCGCGAGGUGAGCUUCAAGCUGCAGGAAGAGCACAAAACCGAGGAGUUUGUGGAUUACCUAAGCAUCUUCAACAUAGACAGUCCGGAUGGGAUCAGCUUGCUGCCGGAGAAGGCCAGCAAGUUCGGUGGCGUGAGCAUCGAUCUCUUCAGCCAAUUCUUUGCCCAGGGCUUGUGCUUUGGCCAGUUUAAGGAGUGGAUUCACCAGGCCUGCCUGCCAAGCAUGGAUCUGCUAACGCUGAUCAUUUGGUUCUGGCUUGAGAAGCCUUUCAAGUACAGUAACUGCGAUGAAGUCGUUGAGGACAUGUCCAGGAUUGCUGCCAUGGUGCAGACCAUUUGCGAUCUGGCUGGCGAACACAUUCAUGACUAUGCCUACAAUGCCAUCUCGCCUUGGUGGCAGGCGGUGCGCGAACUGCUCCUGGAGAGCAAACAGUUCUCCGGACUACUGGUGGCCAUUGUCUGCAAAACGGUGGCCUCCAAUUUGUGGCGGAGUCGCAAGGAGGGAUCAUGUGACGAAUCCUCGCAGAACGAGGAGGAGGAGCGCUGGGAACGCAUAUCGCACGACGAGGCCCAGUGGGGACUACUCACCGGCAAGCUUGAGGAUGUGGCCGUCUUGGGGGCUAUACUAGGAAAGCCACUCACCUGUAGGGAUCCCGUGGGUCCGGAAAUGUCCUACGAGCCGCCCGACUGCAGCCUCAAGAGCAUUGUGAGCAAUGGCAAGGGAAUCGUGACAGAGCUCACUGCCAAGUGGCUGAUCAGUGCGCAACUGCAUCCGAGCAAAGUUCUGGAGAUUUCGGCGCCAGAAAAUGAGACUGAUGAGGAGACAAAGACAAAAGCCAAACCAGCGUCCAAGGAGGAUCUCUCCAAAGCGGAUACCGACUCGGAAGAAGACUUGGAAAUGGCUAAGGAGGUGCAGGAUCCAAGCAGGGAAGCCUCCGAGCCUAUUCUAGAGCGCUUGGCCCUGCUCCGAGCCCACUUUCCCUUUAGCUUAGAGUCGGGCGUUCUGCUGAGCCUCAUGUCCUGGCAGUACAUGGUGCAGUGGAGCAAGCAGCUUUCAUCGCUGGACCACCUGAGGGCAGCCCUUCUCUGUCUGACCCAGUUCCGGACACCAGACUGGGCCCUGAAGCACGGCAUCUGCUGCAUGCUGUGGAACGCCACGCUAAAGUUCCCCCUCCAGGCCGCGGCCAAGUUGAUGCAGAAGGUGGGCCGCCUGCCUGUGGACAAGAUGUGCCAGCAGGACCUGGAUAUGUCGGCGGGAAAGGUGCCCGAGUUCCUCGAGCUCAGCCUGGAGUUUCUGGAGCACUUCUCCACCUCGAUGGAGCACGACAAGCGAGAGCUGCAGUUCGAGCAGUCCCUCAGCGAGGGAGCUCUGCCUCUGCAGUUCUUGGCCCUCCAGCAGCACCACGCCAUGCCCCAGCUGCUCCAACUGCAAACCGAGCUGUGUAGGGUCCUCCAUUUCGUGGCCUUCUUCCAGCUGCGCAUUCCCAAGCCGUUGACCACGCUCUUUGACUCAAUGGGCAACAAGGCGCUGCUCGCGGACAUCAAUAAGGAGCUGCCCUAUGUGUUGCCCGCACCGGAUCUUGUCCUGCAGCAGGUGCGCACGGACUUUCUGUGCCGCGUUGUCUCCGCCACCAUGGACUUGAUCAGGGAGGAUCUAGAGCAGUUGUAUAUCCUAGAUCAUGUCUUCUACAUGUCCAAGAUCUGUGCUCUGGCCGACAGCUGGGAAGUCGACAAGCUGCCCAUCUUGCGGCGACAGGUAGUGGAUCUGUACGCGUUUGGCUAUGAUGCCGAGGCCCAGAUGCUGCUCCACCAUAUCGCCGAGGACGAGGAGCUGGGCCGGCUGCUGCUGGAGAUAGCCGGCAGAAGGCUCAAUCUCUACGCGGAGAACUCACAGUCCACGUUCCUCAAGAUUGCCUCUGUAGGCCAUCAGUUGCUGGCCUACCUGGACAACCUGAAGGAGCCGCUGACGGAGCACAACGUGCAGAUAGCGGCUACCAAGCCGGACGAGAUUGAUGUGGCUGCCCUCGACCGCCUGUUGUCCCAUGCCUACAAGUGCCUCUGCCGACGCGAGUCCAAGCAGCUGCCCAUCAUCGCUCAGAUGUACAACGCCGUGCGCAUCCUGCAGAACUGAGGAGGAGCGAGGAUGACACCCCAGACACUAGAUCAGUUUACUAGUUAAUGGACAGAAAUACUAGAAUUUUACGAAUGGAUGCAACACCAAAAAAAUGAAUUUAGGAUGCACACUUGAAGCACACCUGUUUACCAAUGGAUGCAACUUAAACCACACAUCAUUGCGAAUGGAUGCCAACCAAACGAAAUAUUUGAGGAUGCAAUGACUUGAAGCACACAUCAGUGGGGAUGCAUUAUGAAAUGCAAUGUUAUAUUUGACUAACUAUGGUUAUAUUUUAUGAUUAAAGCAAUACCAAAUGUA
This is a messenger RNA of Drosophila kikkawai, 4378 nucleotides long. RefSeq names its product Rab3 GTPase activating protein (gene Rab3-GAP). The record is from RefSeq and is a predicted model, not a curated record. NCBI's taxonomy places the organism in Eukaryota, Metazoa, Arthropoda, Insecta, Diptera, Drosophilidae. Gene Ontology annotation, biological process: regulation of GTPase activity.